Chilo suppressalis (striped riceborer) is the source of this 834-nucleotide messenger RNA. The record is from the annotation of a GenBank genome assembly. Lineage: Eukaryota; Metazoa; Arthropoda; Insecta; Lepidoptera; Crambidae.
GGCUGCCGGUUUGUCUGUCGUGACGUGCAGGCAAAUUAUGUUUUAAUUUGUUUUCCAGUCUCGCAAAACAUUUAAUUUAAUUGAUGUCUACUUUUUAUUAAAAUAUGAGUAAGCGCUACAGUGAAUACAGAGAUUAUAAAGGGUCGUCUCGAGCACCGCGUGAUGAUUCCAGGACGCACAAAGAUGAGGCUUGGAGCAGUCGCGAUCAUGAGCGAAGGCGAUCGCGUUCCAGGUCACGGUCACCCCGACGCUCAUCCGAUACCCGGAACAGAUAUUCACCUGACAGCAGCGACAAAGUGGGCAGAUCAUCAAGUAAUCGAGACAUGGAUCUGAAACAUAAAUAUGAGGAUAAAAAGGUGAGGUUAUCACCAAACGAGUGGGAGGACUCUGAUGAGGAAGUGCCAGCACCACCACCACCUCCUCGCAUCACUAAAAUAUCCAUGGGAUUCGCUAAGCCCAAGGAGCCCAUCAAGAUGACAUUGAGUGGUGCAUCGAAACCUGCUGCAAGUAGGCCUAAACCAUCUGUGGCUUCUGUGUUUAAUGAUGAUGAUGAUGAACCAGAGGAGAUGCCGGCUGAAGCUCGCAUGAGAAUGAGAAAUAUUGGAAGGGAAACUCCAACAUCGGCUGGACCAAACUCGUUCGGCAAAACUAAACAAGGUUUCUGUGAUGCUAAGAAAGUUUUUGAGAAGAAUCUCAAAGAAGCUCUAGAAACUACCCAAACUGCAAGACCAAUGGGGAAAUUUCCACAAACCAUAUACAGAAUAAAGGGUCCCUGAUAACAUUAUGUUUAACACUGUAGAAUGUAGUUAUUAUUAAAUGAAUAAUUGGGAAAUA